AGCAAAAUUCCAGUAAUGCUGUUUUAACCCUUUCACCCUAUUAGUAUUUUAAAGCAAUGCAUCCUGCUUCUUUUUCGAGAUUGUGCUUUCUUCUUUUCUUUAUAAUCGUUAUCCGUUACUCUCACUGAGUAUUUGCACCCACAUUGAACAUGGCUGAGGCUGCACAAUCUAAUGCUGAGUUGUUGGAAUGGCCGAAAAAAGAUAAGCGCCGCAUCCUGCAUGCUGUUUACCGUGUUGGUGAUCUUGAUCGCACCAUCAAGUUUUAUACUGAAUGUUUUGGAAUGAAGCUUUUGAGGAAAAGAGAUGUUCCGGAAGAGAAAUAUGCCAAUGCUUUUCUUGGAUUUGGCUCCGAACAAACCCAUUUUGUUGUGGAAUUAACUUAUAAUUAUGGGGUGUCCUCAUAUGAUAUUGGAACUGGCUUUGGACAUUUUGCCAUCGCAACUCCAGAUGUCUACAAAUUGGUUGAAGACAUCCGGGCUAAGGGUGGAAAAGUCACUAGGGAGCCUGGCCCAGUUAGUGGUGGGACAACUGUUAUUGCCUUUGUGACGGAUCCUGAUGGUUAUGCUUUUGAAAUUCUCCAAAGAGCUUCAACCCCUGAGCCAUUAUGCCAAGUAAUGCUUCGUGUUGGUGACUUAGAGCGCUCAAUUAAGUUUUAUGAAAAGGCUUUGGGUUUGAAGCUGGUGAAGAAGGUUGAUAGACCUCAAUACAAGUACACUUUAGCUAUGCUUGGGUAUGCAGAGGAGCACGAGACAGUUGUGUUGGAGCUGACAUAUAACUAUGGUGUCACUGAAUACACCAAGGGAAAUGCUUAUGCCCAGAUUGCUAUUGGCACUGAUGAUGUAUACAAGAGUGCUGAAGUAGUCAAAACAGUCAUUCAAGAGCUUGGAGGGAAGAUUACCAGGGAACCAGGGCCAAUUCCUGGCCUCAACACAAAGAUCACUUCUUUCUUAGAUCCAGAUGGAUGGAAAACUGUGUUGGUUGACAAUCAAGAUUUUCUGAAGGAACUGGAAUGAAGAAGCUUUCCACGAAUUAUGAGUGUUGCUGCUAUUUUAUAAUAAGUUGUCUGUCUUGAUGAUUGAAGAUCAGCAUGUAUGUUAUCUCAGUAUAAUAGUCUUCAGUAUGGCUUUUAUGAUAUGUCUAUGUUAUCGACUCAAAUUGUAGUUGAAACUUUCAUUUGCUGAGUGUUUGACGAUGUUUAGCUGCAGUUGGAGAAUUGAUUAUGAUGCAUUACAACAAAAUCAAAAUCAAUCCCAGACAAAGUGAUCCUAUAUUUUUUGCCUUACACAUAAAAUAUGAACUGAUAAUGACUUUCUCUAGUUUUCAA
This is a messenger RNA of Cicer arietinum (chickpea), 1324 nucleotides long. RefSeq names its product lactoylglutathione lyase GLX1-like. Gene Ontology annotation, cellular component: cytoplasm. The record is from RefSeq and is a predicted model, not a curated record. Gene Ontology annotation, molecular function: metal ion binding; lactoylglutathione lyase activity. NCBI's taxonomy places the organism in Eukaryota, Viridiplantae, Streptophyta, Magnoliopsida, Fabales, Fabaceae.